AUGAUAAAAUCAUUUAGGAAAAGUAAAAGAACGUCGAGUUCAUCAAGUUCACCAAAAAGAAAUAUAUCAAGAAUUUCAUCAACUUCAAAUAAUGAUGCAGAAAAUAUACUACAAUCACCUAAAAAAGUUAUAAAAGCAUUAUAUGAUUAUGAACCUCAAGGACCAGGAGAAUUAAAAUUUAAAGUUGGAGACUUUUUUCAUGUUUUAAAUAUAAGUGAUGAUCCAAAACAUAAAGAAGCAGAAGAAAAUGGUUGGUAUGAAGCAACUAAUCCAAUGACUCAUGCUAAAGGUAUGGUACCUAUAAAUUAUUUUGAAGUAUUUGAUAGAUCAAGACCCAAUGCUGCAACUAAUAAUCAAAUACAGAAUAAUCAUCAAAGUCAUCAUCAAUUACAAAAUCAACAAUAUUCAAAUAAUAAUAAUAAUACUAAUAAUAAUAACCAUCACCAUCACCAAAUACAACAACAACAACAACAGCGGACUUCUAAUCAAACAUUAUACGCAGUUACAUUAUACGAAUUCAAAGCAGAAAGAGAAGAUGAAUUAGAUGUAUCACCAGGAGAAAAUUUAAUAAUAUGUGCUCAUCAUGAUUAUGAAUGGUUCAUAGCAAAGCCAAUUAAUAGAUUAGGGGGACCAGGUUUAGUUCCAGUAGCAUAUGUGAAAAUAAUAGAUUUAAUGAACCCAAAUUCAGCAUCAUCAAAUUCAUCAAUUGCUUCAAUAGAUACAACAAAUAGAGAACAAGUUAUGAAAAUAAUAUCAGGUUUCAAAAUCCCUACAGUUGAACAAUGGAAAGAUCAAACUGCAAAAUAUCAAGCAUCAUCAAUAGCAUUAGGACAAAUAUCAAGAACCAAAACUCCACCAAUGUCAUCAACAUCACAAUUUUUCGAUGGUACAACAACAACAUCAAAUAGAUCAUCAUUGAUAUCAACUCAAAUUAUAGAAGCAAGUGUUGAUUCUUAUCAAUUAGAUCAUGGAAGAUAUCAAUACCUCAUAACUGCAAAAUUAUCAAAUGGGAAAAUAAGACAUUUAUAUAGAUAUUAUCAAGAUUUUUAUGAUUUACAAGUAAAAUUAUUAGAAUUGUUCCCUUAUGAAGCAGGUAAAAUAGAAAAUAGUAAAAGAACAAUUCCAUCAAUACCAGGUCCCCUUAUUAAUGUCAACGACUCAAUAUCGAAAUUAAGAAGAGAAAAAUUAGAUAUUUAUUUAUCACAAUUAAUAGCAUUACCAUCACAUAUAUCAAGAUCGGAAGAAGUUUUACAACUAUUUGAAAUUUUAAACAAUGGAUUUGAUAAAGAAAUUGAAUCAACCCGUAGAGUUUCAAAACCAAUAAGUCAAAAAUCAAAUUCUCAUCAAGAUAGAAUGUCACAAUAUUCAAAUUUUGGUAUACAACCAAGAAUAUCAGAUCCUUCAAAUUCAAAUGAAUCACAAACUCAAAGAUCAAGAGAAUCUUCAACUACGAGUUAUCACAACAAUAACAAUAACAAUAAUAUCAAUAACAAUAAUAAUAUCAACCAACAAAUUCCACCAACGUCAGCAUCAUCAUCUACAGACCUAGAAAAAUCACCAAAAGUAAAAGUAAAAUUCUAUUAUGAAGAUGAUAUUUUUGCAUUAUUACUUCCAUCAAAUUUAAGAUUACAAGAUCUAAAAACAAAAUUAUAUAAAAGAUUAGAAUUAGAUGAUUUACAACAACAUAAUUUUACAUCACCAAAAACAAUAAAUUCAAUUAAAUUAUUUUUAAAAAAUGAUUAUGAAGAUUUUUGUAAAGAAUUUAAAAUUGAUUCUAAUGUUGAAAAUUUAGAUUUUAUAACUUAUGGAAAUAAAUUAAUUGAAUUUGAAAUUGAUGAAGAUUCUAAAUUUCAUGAGAUUUUAUAUGAUAAAUGUAAAUUAAUUAUUGUUAUUGUUUAA
Lodderomyces jiufengensis is the source of this 1899-nucleotide messenger RNA. RefSeq names its product phosphatidylinositol-3-phosphate-binding protein (gene BEM1). The transcript has a single exon. Bases 1 to 1899 code for a protein of 632 amino acids. Gene Ontology annotation, molecular function: phosphatidylinositol binding; protein binding. The record is from RefSeq and is a predicted model, not a curated record. NCBI's taxonomy places the organism in Eukaryota, Fungi, Ascomycota, Pichiomycetes, Serinales, Debaryomycetaceae.